Hermetia illucens (black soldier fly) is the source of this 3720-nucleotide messenger RNA. RefSeq names its product protein tyrosine phosphatase type IVA 1 (gene PRL-1). The record is from RefSeq and is a predicted model, not a curated record. Gene Ontology annotation, cellular component: nucleus. Gene Ontology annotation, biological process: protein dephosphorylation. The coding region runs from base 1514 to 2044 and encodes 176 amino acids. Lineage: Eukaryota; Metazoa; Arthropoda; Insecta; Diptera; Stratiomyidae. Gene Ontology annotation, molecular function: phosphatase activity. The transcript is spliced from 6 exons.
AGAUUUGUAAUUUUUUCUGCAAUUUUUGGAAGCAGUAUCUUUUCGGGAUCUAUCCCUCCACAAGGAAGGCUUCAGGUCGUCAUCACGCAAUCUUUUGGCGACAUUAGUACGUUGGAUCAACCGUUGGCGUGUGGGGCUCAUAUUUGAACGACGGGACCUGUUGUUGACAUUCCCUCCAAAAAUAGAUUCAUUUCGGUGUAAAUUUAGAUCACAUUGAGAUGUCUUUUAAAACAGGUUGUGGAAAAUAGUAGAGAAAAUUAGAGGAAAAUCGCAAAUCGCAAAGGCGAGAACUGUUUGUUUGUUGUUUGUUGAUUCGUUUGGAAGUAACAAGUGGAUCGAGGCUUUCGCAAGUUAUAGUGUUUGGCGAAUAUUUGAAAAGUGGCCCUGAAUCGUUCGCAAAUGUGAUGCGCGCUGUCAAUAUUGCAACCAUACGUGCUGAAUAUUAUCUGUGAUAUAGACUAUAUAAAAAAUUUAAUUAAUUCGCCAUUAAUCUGAUUCAUGCAUGUAUUCAUGAGCAACCUAGCACCAGUUUGUGGCGAUAAUAUUUUUCCUCGCUGAAAACACACUUAUUUUGUGAUGACGUGCUAAUAUUUUUUUCCAAUACACUUCGCAUUGUGAUUUUGUUUUGAGUAAAUAUAUUUGCUGCUUAUUUUUGCGGCGAAAGAAGAAAAAUUGGGAAAUAUUUUGUGCGCAUCUCACUAAAGAUUUUCUUGUUUCAUCAUUAAAACACUUCUCUGUUGUGCGGGAAAAUACACAACGUGGAUGUUUACUGCUGUUACUGCAACACCUACGUAGUACAAUCAGCAUCACACAGCUGGUUCGACUUGUUCUCACCUCUAUGGAGUUUCACCUAGACAGCGCAGAGUACUGCCAGGCCCAGCACAAAUAAGCACACCGGGAGCUAUUGAAACCGAACAUAUUUUUUUACGUAUUUGUCAUCAAUAUUAUACAAAAAACGAUCGUAGGCAAUCCGAAAUAACUCACUAUUCAAACAAAAAUUAGUUAUUUUCAUUUAUUUUUAAUUUUUAUGUGGUGAAACUUGAUAAUUCUAAUCGUUGACAUCAUCAUCAAUUGAAUAAUUCUCUAAAAAAAGGCGAAAUUAACCAAGAAAAAUUACCAAAGGCCUUCAACUAUACAUUUUUAUUAAACAGACAAAUCUAUUGCAAAGACUCUCUCGUUAAAAAAAAGGUUUAAAUAAACUGGAUGCUUGACUUAUUAGUAAACAAACCAAGAAACUAAAAAAAGAAUCUAUAUUUAAAGAACAACUAUCUUACUCCAAUAAAAAUCAAGGAAUACAUACACGGUAUUGCCAUAAUUUAAAAGAAAACAACUAGAAAAGUAAUAAAAGAUCGGCCACAAAAAGGAUAAGUUUAAAUAAACUCUAACGGAAUAUUCUGUUUGGUUAUUUAGUGAAAAAGAAAAACAACAUCUUGAUAUAUAUAAAAUCAACAAAUAAUAAAAUCCAUAAGUAAAGGCAUACAUAUUUAAUUCUCGUGUAUAAAUAGUUAAUUUAAUGACAAGCAUCAUGCGUCAGAAGGACAUUAGACCCGCACCAGCACGUAUUGAAUUUAAAGGAAUGCAGUUCCUAAUUACUGAUCGGCCUUCAGAUAUUACUAUAAAUCACUAUAUACAGGAACUGAAAAAGCACAAUGUCAGCACGGUGGUACGUGUAUGCGAACCAAGCUAUAAAACUGAUGAGUUGGAAGCGCAAGGAAUCGCCGUGAAAGACUUAGCAUUUGAAGAUGGGACAUUUCCACCACAGAAAAUUGUUGAUGAAUGGUUUGAAACAUUGAAACAAAACUACUCACAGAAUCCUGAAGCUUGUGUGGCGGUACAUUGCGUAGCUGGCUUAGGACGAGCACCUGUUUUAGUUGCAUUGGCUCUAAUUGAACUUGGUCUCAAGUAUGAGGCUGCUGUGGAAAUGAUUAGAGACAAACGCCGAGGAGCUAUCAACGCUAAGCAGCUAUCAUAUCUAGAAAAAUACAAGCCAAAAUCGCGACUAAAGCACAAAAAUGGUCACAAGAAUUCGUGCUGUGUGCAAUAGAUAUCAAAAAUUCCCACCAGAUAAAAAGUGUUCAUUUACCGAUUAUCCAAAAUAUAUUAAAUUAAACUAAAGAAAAUUUAAAUAAUCUAAAUAGAAGAUGGCAAACCAAGCUGAAACCAUACAUAACUGCAACUGAAACAAAUAACUAACGAUGAGAGACCAUAGCAAAUGGAACUAUCGCCGAAUCACAAUAGACAGCAAUCCAACCACACUAGCAACUACCACAAUAUUCACGUAACUCUUCAACGAUAUAUAAAUGAUAAUGGGUAAAAUGGGUAUAAUUAAACAAUAACGUAAUGUCGAUAAUGUAGACCCCAUCCGCUUGGAAUGCACUAAGGAUAUCGACUCCAACCAAGAACACACGAGAAAGACGCAUUGCGACGACGCAAAUUAUCUGAAACUAGCGAGGGAAAAAUUGUAAGAGAAAAAACAAGAAAACAAUUUCACCACUAUUUUUUAUAAUUUCCAAGACUAUCAUAUUUAAGGCACGACUUUUUGUAGAUUUCAAACCCGAGUCGCCAUCAUUUUUUAUUUAAAUUAAUUUCUUAUCCAAAAUUUCUUGAGGAUUCUAGUUUGUAACACAUUUAGAGAAAACAAAAUAUUUGGGGUCUAGUGCCAACUGGCGGCCAUAUUGCGUGGCGUGUGGGUGUGGCCAUCGAGACGACGCUUUCGGAACGCGGAGAGGUUCAGUUGUGUCCUUUAUUGCUGAAGCUGUCGGGUUUCGUUGCGCUUCAUUGCUUCUCAACACUCGCCUGAGGAAGAGGUGGUCCCGUUCUCAGUUUUCCGCCAGAACCUGCUGAAGGCCCUGCCAUUGCCCCCACACCGCACACCCCACGCAGUAUGCCCGCCAGUUAGUGCAACGGACUUCGCACGGCAAAACGAUUGAAAUGCUUUCUGCGGGUAUUGACAUUGCAUUAACUCAAGUAUUCAUGCAUCAAGCAACUGAAACGACUAAAUUCUGACUCCUCGGUUCUGUACUUAGUAAAUUUUGUAUGUACUGUUUUGUAACGAAAGUAACAACUACUCAAGCACUAGAUUCAUUAUAAUAAAUAAAUGCAUUCCAUUAACACCAUCACGACACUGGACAGUGUAGAAGCAACUGUAGACAGAGGGACUAGACAGAAUAGAAAUCUCUUUUGUACAUACUUUGUAUCUAACUCUACUGUAAAGACAAACGGCAGCAUAUUGUUUUUAAUAUUUUUUUAUUAUAACCAACGCAAUAGCUAAAAUCGUGCGCAUCUUUAUUUGGGGAAGAGCGAGAAAGGUUUCUACGAGUUGGGACCGAUUUCGGGGAAAUCGAUGAAUAACUGUACUAUACGCUAACUUAAUGCACGCUAUGAUGUAAUUUAUGAAAAUAGGCGACCAAGCAAAUCGCGUCAAUUGUAUGCAACAUUUUGCAGAGAAACAUGAGCUAAUCAUCUUUAAUUAUUGUGAAAAAUUGCAGGUGUCCGACAAUUGAGCGACUUAGUGCGACACACUUUGUAACACACGUACUUGAGAAUAUUUUGUCAAUACCAUAAACUAUACUGAAAAGGAGUAACUGAAUAUAUGUACUUUCUGCUUUUUGACACAUAUUAUUCUUUGUAAGAUAAAUUUGAUUGAAAUAUUGUUAUUUUAAAUUUUUUAUGGUAUUUCGAUUAAUAAAAAUAAAAAAGAAAUAGUAACUAGAUUCCAAA